Molecule: messenger RNA, 4098 nt
Organism: Salarias fasciatus (jewelled blenny)
Lineage: Eukaryota; Metazoa; Chordata; Actinopteri; Blenniiformes; Blenniidae
Gene: fkbp5
Product: FKBP prolyl isomerase 5
Exons: 11
Coding region: 250-1629 (459 amino acids)
Molecular function (GO): peptidyl-prolyl cis-trans isomerase activity; protein binding
Source: RefSeq, a predicted model, not a curated record
UUUACCGUCACUAGAGACGGAGGGGGGGAUAAAAGAGGAGGGGAGGAAGACAAAAAGAGCGCUACCUACUAAUCACAUGGGCAGAACAUUUAGUACCCUGGAUGUGAGAUGAGGAGGACGGGCUUCACCGGAGCACAGCGUUAACAGUCCACCCGGUUUUUUUUUUCUUUUUCACUCAUUUACACCGCAGAAAAAAAAGAGAGUUUGCAUAAAGGGAUCUCAAAGCAGUUGUGAGUGUGUGAUGCGCACAUGCAAAAAAUGACCACCGAUCAGGACUUGUCGCUGGAUGGCCAACCGGCCGCUGCUGUGCUUGCUGCAAAAGGCGUUGAUGUAACACCCAAUAAGGACCAAGGAGUUAUCAAGCAGGUUGUGAAGCGUGCGGGGAUAGAGGGAGAACGGCCGAUGAUUGGGGACAGAGUAAUGGUCCACUACACUGGGAAACUUGUCAACGGGAAGAAAUUCGACUGCAGCCGAGAUCGCAAAGAACCCUUUUGCUUCAAUGUGGGCAAAGGACAAGUUCUGAAGGCCUGGGACGUUGGUGUAAUGUCAAUGCAGCGGGGCGAGAUUUGCACGUUUCUGUGCAAACCAGAAUACGCAUAUGGCUCCGCCGGCAACCCUGACAAAAUUCCUCCCAGCUCAUUAGUAGUAUUUGAGAUGGAGCUGCUCAGCUUUGAAGGAGAGAUACUGACAGAAGACGGCGGCAUUGUGCGAAGAAUCAAGGUCAAGGGAGAAGGUUACACGAAUCCAAACGACGGAGCGAGUGUUGACGUGCACCUGGAGGGGAGCUGCGGCGGCCGACUGUUCGACUGCCGGGACGUCAGCUUUACUGUCGGCGAGGCCGAGGAUAAAGGCAUUCCUCUGGGAGUGGACCGAGCCAUGGACAAGAUGCAGAAAGGAGAAUGCUGCUUGCUUUACUUAAAACCAAAGUAUGGCUUUGGAAGCGAAGGUAAACCAGAGUACAAAAUUGGACCAGACAAAGAUAUUAUUUAUGAAGUCACUUUGAAAGAUUUCCGCAAGGCUAAAGAAACCUGGGAAAUGGACUUGAGUGAAAAGCUGGAUUUGGUUGAUGGAGUGAAGAAUAAAGGGAAUCAGUAUUUUAAGUCUGGGCGGUACCACCAGGCAGUCAUCCAGUACCAGCGCAUCAUUUCCUGGCUGGAGAUGGAGUGCGGCUCCGGCAUCGAGCAGCAGAAGAGGAUACAGGACUACGUUUUAACAGCUCACCUCAAUUUAGCACUGUGUUUUCUGCGGAUCAAAGAGUUCUCACAAGCUGUGGACAACUGCAAUAAGGUAAUUGAGCUGGAUGAGAGCAACGAGAAGGCUCUGUACCGCCGAGGAGAAGCGCGGCUGACCUGCAACGAGUUCAGCCUGGCCAUGGCGGACUUUCAACAAGUGCUGCAGGUCAACCCCUCGAACCGAGCAGCCCGCGCUCAGAUUUCCAUCUGCCAGAGCAAGAUUAAGGAACAUCAUGAGCAGGACAAAAAGAUCUACGCCAACAUGUUUCAGAAAUUUGCCGAGCGGGACGCCAAGACUGGGAAAACAAAGAGGAGGCGAAACGACUGCUUGAGGAGCAGCAUGAACGGUGAAGUGGGCUUAAAGCGCAGGAGGAGGAGUCAGGAAUGUCUGUCUUAACAGUGACAUCUGAAAAAAGAAAGACGGGAGAAAAAAAAAAAGCCUUUCUUUGCUUUUGGAGUCCCGGGAGACGAGGCAGCAACGGAGUUGUGAAUGAAAACCUCUGAUCCAAAACUUCUUGAUCCCAAAACGAAGCGCGACCAUUCCUGCAUAUCAGACUGAGAGAAGCAGGGAUGUCUGCUGCAAGACAAGCGGCAUUUCCCCGUCACACAUGGACUGUUGAACUGUCAGGAUGUGCAGUACCUCCCUCUGGAGUGACAAACAUACAUAUAUAUAUUUAUAUAUACAUAUAUGUAUGUAUGUAUGUAUGUAUGUAUGUUAAUAUACUGUGUAGAGUUGCGAUGUGCCUCUACAGCGGGUUUCUGACACCCAAACCUCAGUCGCUGGUUUUCAGACCUCUGAUUUGUAUUUGGUAUUAAGCCUGUUGGAGGCAGCUGUAUUCCUGCAUCACACCAAGUGUUUGGGAUUCAGACUUGAAACUUUUGAUCAUUUUUAAAUGUGCAAUAUGUACUUUGGAAAAAGGUGUAAGAAGUCCUGUCGGCUCAGUUUGUUGUACUUUAAACAAACUAAAAAAAAAAAAAAAGAAAAGAAAACAAUCAAUUCUUCAUGUGUCUUUAACCUGAAGUAGCAGUUUCAUGUGACUACUUUCAAAUAGAGUUCGACUAAAAUAGAAAUAGCUCCUAACGUGUCCGAAAUUACAGACAUUAGCUGCCAGAAAUCAGAAGGGAAGUGUAAAAAAAAAAAAAAAAGCACAAACUUCAGUUAUUGAACUGGACAAAACAUGAACCUGUUCUGAGACUGUAGCUCCUUUUAUAGCUUAUCUUAUUGUUGCCCGACUAAACUGAGAGGAGACGAAUCAUAUAAAUGUAGCUGCUUCCUUAAAAAUAAUCAGAACCUCAGACUGUGCUGCGGACAGGUUUUCUCCAGGAACACAGUUUAAACGCUUUGCCGUUCUUUUAGUCAAAGAACACCCAUUGUGUUAUGAGAGUGGUCACAUCAGGGUCAUGCACUAAAAUAAUUUAUUCCUGAAUACAUGCAUGCUGAAAUGUUUUUUUCUUUUUGCUUUUAAUCCAUCAGACAGAACGCAGUUUAUUUUACAAGAAGCCAGCCUGGUGUUGGAGUUGAUCAAGAAAAUGAUUGUUUAGACGCUGAGAGAUGAAUUCUGUGGACAGAUUACAGUUUAAACCCAGUGGCAGCUGCAAGAACUACAAUAAUACAACCUCAGCCUCCGUGGAAUCUCAUGCUCUGACGUGUGUUGUGCUCACUGUAUGUUGUUCCAUAGUAUACAGGUGCAUCUCAAAAAAAGAAAAGAAAAAGAAAAAGGAAGGUGCGUUUUCCCAUAAAUUAGUGUAAAACACAUGUAACCUUGUUUGUUCUAUUUAUUUUUUUUAUUGAUUGUAUUUAAGAAAGAUUAAUACAGUAUGUAAAAAUAUAACAUUUCAUAAGAUGAGAUGUUUUUGCAACAAUCAAAAUUCUCAAAACGUUGUCUGCGUAGGUGGCGACAGUAGAAAUAACGACGACAGUGAAGUUUUCAAUGAUGUGAGAGUUUUUGAGAUGCACCUGUAGCAGUGUCGGUCAGUGCAUGCAGCACAAAUCAAGACGUGAAGUAAUUUUGCUCCUCUUAUUUGUGUUUAAAUAACCUGAACGACAGUUUAUCCUUUCAGAUUUCACACAUCAUUCAGCUCUCUGGUAAUGUGAUCAGCCAGUUCUGUGCAGAUAUUUCCCCAGCUGGAGCAGGCAUCUCUGCAUUUCACACUCAGACUAUUUUCUAUAUAAAUGUGUGAAUGUUAUUGUAGUGAAAAAAAAUAUGAUGCACUUUGGUAACUGUCAAACCAACACUGUUUUCUUUUCAUAAAAAUGUCCGGAUGUGAUCUGGACAAUAAUGUUGAGAUGUUUUAUAAACAUUGGUUGGUUCUGAAUGAAAACCUUAGCUGUCUUAAAUAUUUUGUGUAAGAAAAAGCAAAAGCGAAAAAAAAAAAGACAAUGUGUGUUUGCGUGUGUAUGUCUCUACAGUAUAUAUUGUUGUAUGUUAGCAAGGUUUCUAAACAGCUUGUUGCUACAUGUUUCCAAGUACUGCUGGCUCGAAACAUUCAAACCUUUUGUACAGUGAAAAUGAGCAUGAAGUACUUUUCUUUAUUUCUUUUUUUUUUAAGACAUUAUAAAGUGUAUUUAAAAAAAAUAUCCAGACUAUUUUACCCCAGUGUCAAACACAACCGAGAGUAAGAGACUCACAGGCCUGUCGGCGCUGCCUUGAUUGUGUUGAUGACUUGAAAAACAAAGAGACAAGCGGCUGAUCUGCAGCAUGGCUGAUCAGAUCGGUUCAUUAGAUGAUGAAGUGAUAUAUCAUUAAACGUGUUUACGUGUAUUCAGAGGAACAUUACCCUGUCGAGAAAAAAAAAAAAGAUUGAUGUUUUAAACUGGCAUUUAUGCAAAAUAAGUAUUUUCAAACUGAAAAAGAUAAAACCCAAA